AUGGAAGAAAACAGAGUGAUGGUUUCUUCUCCAUUUGAACUGCACCUGGUGCACUUAGAUCUCAAGGGAGCCCCACCAAAGGUCUCAUACCUGGCAGAGGUAACACAAUGUUGGUCUAUGUAAAUCAGAGAGUUGAACCUCUGCUGAUGUUGAUUUGGUUGAAUUUAGUUGCAUCCAGUGAGUUUAGUUUUUCCACUGCCUUGUGCCAUGUAGUCUGAGUUGUAGGUUUAAUUGCAUUUCCGUCUUGUUCUCCAACAUGAAAAUAUUCAAUUGCUUCACCCCCUAAAGCAGGGGUAUUACAAACUGCCACUUCCUGAUAAUGCCUGCUGUGAAAACUAAGGUGUCUUACUGCAUAAUUUAAAAAAAAAUUAAAAAGAAAUAUUUAAAGAUGAGCAGUAACAGGCUUUAGUGGACUAGCCUAAGGAGACAUAGGGGGGAAAAGGAUCUAUUUUAUUCUAUGUCAUACAGAUUCUAGUGUUUCAGAUACGGCAAAAGGAUUGCAUUUAUUGAAGCAUUUUUACCCCAGCCAAAAAAAAGUUUCCAAGAAUGGCUUACAAGUGUCAGUGCUAAAGCAGUCCCUGCCUUCAGGCCUGUAAUCUAAAAGACAUGACAGGAAAGAAAAAGGGUUUGGAGCAGAGGAGCACGCUUGGAGCAGGGCUAUCUCUCACGCACGAGAGCAGGAAAUAACAAUAUAAGCAUUCCCUAGUUUUGUUAAUGUUUUACAAAACUAAAUUCCACACUAGCUGGAUAUUUCACAUGUUUUGUGCAACCAACAGAUCUUCCCAUUGUUCCAUGCCCUGGGUGCAAAUGGCAUUCUCCUUGAAUAUGAGGAUAUGUUCCCCUAUGAUGGGGAACUGAAACCACUUCAAGCAAAUGACGCAUACAGGUAAGGUAGAUAGUAAGGUUUUCUAAUUGCAGUUGGCUGCCCUGCACAUAAACCCCUGGACGAAUUUGCCUGUAAUUUGGCAUGUUUAACCUGCACUGAGACUGCUACUGUGCCUGUAAAUUUCACCCAUACCUCCCUCAAGGGGGAGGAGAGGAUCCAUAGCCAUUUUUUACAUUUCCCAAUUUUGGGGUGGGGAUAACAAAGCAGAUUUCAAUAUGCUAAACCUCAUCAGCCAGUUGGACCAAGUUGGGCUGUGUUCCAAAUUGGGAUCUUAACUGGAUCUUAACUGGUUAGUGAACAUCCUAUAUGUGUGUGUUUGUGUAUGUGGCGACCAUUUUGCACACAGCAGAUUGAUGUGCAACCUCUUUUUUGUCAUUUUUUGCCAUGGAACAGGGCGGAAUGGGCUUAUGUGCACAAUGACCCAGAACGCAACCCUCGCGCAAACAGGGAGUUGCAUGUGUAUAUAAAUAGUGAAAUUUUUAACAUGUUGAAAUAUACCAUUGCUAACAAAGUUGUUUUCCAUUGUUUUCUAGUUCCGCUGAGAUUAAAGAGAUUUUAAAGCUGGCAAAGUUACAUGAGCUAGAGGUUGUCCCUCUGGUCCAGACCUUUGGACAUAUGGAGGUAAAUGCCAGGAUUCAAGUCACACACACUUGAAUUUGAGGGGGGGUUGCUUUGGGUAAGGGGGGGAGUGGUUUGUUUUGCUAUCUGUAGUGCAGUAGCAACCAAUGCAGUGGAGCAGACUUGUGGGACACAAUCCAACUUUAGGUCGUGUGAUGGUACAGUAAAGGGCUUUUAUAAUGCCCUUGGUCCUAGGUUUUUCAACUGGGGCAUCUGUAAUCACUUGCAGAAGUCCUUUGCUUAUGUCUUUGGUCACCCUUUUUGCUUCAGUUUGGUGACCAUUGCUUCUCUUGCAGUUUGUCCUAAAGCACAAAGAAUUCUGUCACCUACGGGAAGUGGCAAUGUUCCCCAACACUCUGAAUCCCCAUAAAGAGGAAUCCCUGAAGCUGGUCAGCACAAUGAUAGAACAAGUGGUAGCGCUGCAUGAUGAUCUUCGAUGGUUUCACAUCGGCUGUGAUGAGGUAUAGUGUGGGACCUGGAGCUGGAAUCAUUUCCAAUACAUUUAAUGAUGUCUUCCUUGAUCCUGGACAUGCUGGGCUGUCAGAUUGUCUUAAUCACGAGAUAAACAUCAUCAUAGCAUGAUCCACAACCUCAGAUGCACAGAGGCUGAAAUUCUUUGGUUCUUAAGUGUGUGUUGUUGUUUUUGUGUGUGUGUGUGUGUGUGUUUAAAUCCUUACUAUUAGUUUUUAAUGUAUCAGGCCUUUAUAGCUUUGCAUACUGAACAUUUUUUUAGUAACUACUAUUUUAUAUUGUCAGGUGUUUUGUUAGAAGCAACACAUUAUAAUUUGGAAUAAAUCAUGCAGUGGAAUAAAUCAGGUUGGAAGAAUUUGGCUUCAGAAGCUGGUCCUUUUAUAUUCCGUUUUAUUAGGGCCUAUUGAAAUCUGUGGUAGAUGUGGUGGACUUGCUGAAAUGAAUGUUCACCCAUGAAUUAUCUUGGGUUUGUGUUUGUGCUUAUCACAUAGGAGAUAGCCACCCAAUCAUAUGUAUGUGCCAUUUUUGUUACAUCACUGUAGAUGCUGAAAAGGUGGUGUUUGCAGUGGCAUGCCAAAAGCUUUAUCUUGGGCAUAGCAGUGCAUUAUAAUCUUGCCACAGGUUGCAAGGCCAGCAUCCCAAAGAGUUCUUUAAGUUACUGCUGUGCACAAACCAGCUUGUAAAAGUCAACAGGAGCGCUAUUGCUCCUCUAUGCCUGUUUUAGCUCCAAAGAAAUGUUUAUAAAAAGGCUAGCUGGAAAAAUGUAGGCAGAGGGGGAGUUUACUGUGCUCUUUCCUCUUCUGCCUCUUGACUCUCAAACACCACCCAUUACUUUCUCUUAGCUGUAUCCCCCCUUUCCUUUCUGUUGUAUGGAGAAAAAGCAUACAAUUGCUAUGCGAAUACAACUCAAAAUGGCUCCCCUGGGGUGAUUGAUCCCCCCCCCAGUGCUUUGAAGCACAUAGCCCUCAUUCCACUUGCCUAGCAGGCAUGAAGACUUUCAGCAGGGAUGGCUGAAUGCACAGUAAGUGCUUCUAAAUAGUCUGGAGUGGGCAGUGAUCCGCUGUCAAGGGAAAACUGUUUUCAUUGGCAUAACUUUAGUAACUGCAUUGUGUGCUCCAGCCCAAAGUCUGUGAUAGCCAUCAGUGGAGCAGGACUAUCCUUGUGAGAGAACUGCCUGUAUUUCUACAUCAUAUUAAGCCAUAGAUCAAAACAAAGUGCAAACGAGCAGUUUGGUGGUUCAUAUUGUUGUGCAGUACUCAAUAUACAGUACCCUGCUCUUUAUUUUACUGUGCCACCAGGAAACAAGCCAGAGUCUGGCUUGUCGUGACGUCUACACUGAGGCUCAUGCUUUGUUUCUCUCCAAACAAACCACAAGUGGUAACUGGCCAUUUGCCCUCCUAGGUGGGUCAUAAGGAAAGGGUUAAAGGAGUGUGAAGUGAUUGGCCAGUGGGAACACAAGGGGAGGAGUUAGAGUUAGAGUUGGAGUUGUUGGGAAGUCAGUUGGGAGUUGGAGAAGGAAGAGGGAGGAUAAGUCUGUGGGUUGGGCUAGUUUGAUGUGAGAGAGUGAGAGAAACUGUUAGGAGGAGUCAGAUAGACAGUUGGGAUAAUCAGUUAGAAGUUAUUAGGAAGGUAUAGGCCAGUAAAGAAACUAAGAUUAAGAAACUGACAAGAAAAUUUAUCUGAAACCAUAAACUUGUUAAUGAUUAUAAAAUAAACUUGCUUAUUUGAUUUAAUGUUAACAACUGUCUGGACUCUGUGUGUACCCGAGAGAAACGGGUUGGUGACAGCGGGGAAGCAAUCACAGUAGUGGCACAGGGAUCAAUAGACCGUCAAACGUCCGGAGACCCUGUGUGAUCGCCACAGUAACCAUGGCAGUAUGCGUGUGCUUUGAGGGAAACAAACCACAAGCUCAGGUUUGGACAACAUGACAAGCCAGACUCCCGCUUGCUUCCUCCAUGGCACACUAGGAACUGGAAAUGGGAGAGGUCCAAGAGGGAACUUGACAACAGCUUACACCAUCGUGCUGCUUGUUGACAUCAAACCAUAGUUUGUUUUAAACUAUAGCUUAAUGCGACACAUGAAUCAGGCCAGUAACUAGUAUGUUGGUGGUGCUGAAAAAUAAAUGAAUUGCUAAAUGGCGCUUAUCAGAAUAGCAGUAAAUGAAGAAUGUAUUGGUUGGUGUCUCCAGGUGUAUUAUCUGGGUGAAGGAGAAGAGUCCAAACAGUGGCUGCAGGAAGAAGAAAAUACGAUAGAAAAACUGUGCCUGUCCCACAUGAAAGCUGUGGCCAGCCAUGUAGUCUCAGCCUACCCUACAGUGAAACCUAUUGUGUGGGAUGACAUGCUGAGGGGAAUGAGCGAGAAAACACUGAGAGGUAUGUUGUCGCCAGAAAGGGAGUCUCACAAAAAAAUUGAGCAACAUAAUUCAUUUCAGGCAGGUCAGAAUUCAUUGUGGUUUCAGAGUUAGCUUCAGAUGUAUUGAAAGGUAGACACCUUUAUUGGAGGAAGUGGAUACUUUCAAAUGCCACAAAGAAGCACUCUGAGCAUUUAAAAUAAAACACCCUAUAACCAGCUGGAACUCACCAGAACUGAGUUACAGCACCACUUUGGUGCAUACCGGCAGCCCUUAAGGUUGGGGCUGUGUGCUGGGAGUGAAGAAGAGAAGGAGGGUGUUCCCCUAAAAUUUCAAAGCUCAACAACUUUGGGUGGGUGCUCAGCAAGGAUAUACUUGCUGCAAUAUCCUCAUCCAGGACGUCCACAUAGAACUGUGCUGUAUUUGGGGGGAUCCAGAUCCUCAGAGAAACUUAAUAGGUUAAAAACACUAAGUGCAAAUACUAAUUUUAAAAAGCCGUGCCAGGUCAAAUUUCUGUGGUUUGAACUUUAAUUAUUCAUGGGAAAUGAAAAAUUCAAAAAGAUAUAGAACUUAUUUGCAUUAAAAUUAUAGGAUGUAAACCUGUUAAUGAUUAUAAUCAUCAAUGGAAAGAUUGUUUGAUGUUGAUGUUAAUUAAUUAUUUUCCAAAUAUAUACAUAUUAAAAUACUCCUGUUUAAAAUGGCAAGGAAGAACAGGAAAAUUUACAAUAGAAACUUAGCGUAGCCUAAUUAAAUAUAUCUGAAUAAGAUAUAAAUGUACCAAUAUUUCCAGUUUUUGUGUUGAAUCACAGGGAAAGUUUAAUAAUGAACUGUGGGAUUGGACCUCACUUACGGUCUUAUUGGUGUACUGCUUGUUCCGGGCUUUCUCUAUCAUUGGCCCACUACAUUAGGAGGGACUGAGAAUUCGAUACAUAUUUUUCUUAAGCCUUUGGGUUUUGUUUAGAAUUACCACCGACCAAUUUCCUUUGUACAAAUCUCUACACAAAUACAACUGAGAAAUACAAUCAGUCAUAUUUCUGUUUCUUUCCAGAGUCUGGGAUAGCACAGCUUGCAGAGCUGAUGAUCUGGGACUACUCCCCGGACCUUGAUGUGGAUAGUAAAGGUUUGCAUUGCUUUGUGACUUUGCUUGAAAAAGGGAAAUGCAAUCAGUCACUGUCUGAAGUAUAGAAUAACUCCUUCUCACAGUGGCCAGCCAGAUGCCUAUGGCAAGUCUGCAAGCAGAACCAGAGCAGAAUCAAGCGGUCUCCCCACUUGUGAGUCGCAGCAACUGGUACACAGAAGCAUAUGGCCUUUGACAGUGGAGGUAGAAUAUAACUAAUGUGCAUAGCUGUCAACUUUCAGAUUUGAAAAUAAGGGAUCAGCAGCCUCACAAAUAAGGGAUCAGCAGCCUUACCUAUCCCGGGGACAGUCUACGGGAUAUAACAAUCCGGGAUAGCAGCGGGAAGCAGUGGGAAACGGCCCUGGAAUAAGGAUAUUUCCCGCAAAAAAAGGGAAGGUUAACAGCUAUGCUAAUGUGGCUAGUGGCAAAGUUUAGGAAAACGUAACAGCAGACACUGGAAACAGGAAAUAAGCAAUGUUAAGUCUUUUAGUGAAUUGUCAAGGAAUGAGAAUGAACCUGUCUUCUUAUCUGAGGAGCAGCCAUCUUGAUUUAAAUGCCAAGACCAUACCAAAGUUGGGGUACUUUGGGGGGGGAGGAGUAAGGAAUGUUGAUUGGACAUUCUUAUGGGUACUUUGAAAAAAUGAAAGCGAUGUGGCAUGAAGUCACUCCAGUUUGUUCACGUGGAAUGUACUUAUCACAAGCUAUUUUUAUUCAUAUUCUGAAGACACAAUUUUGACAUCCAGCCAAGUGAUGUUUGACAUUCCUCCUCACUGGCUUAUUUCUUAUCCCGAAGACAGAGGAGCUUAGACAGUGCUAGUAGAUAUUCUUCAGUGCCCAGAAGGAAGGGGGGGUAAUAACAAAGCAGAAUUGUCCCAUUGAGACAAUAGCAUAGGACAUUUUUAUCAUUUUUAAUUUAGGUCAUUUGAUUUAUCUGUUUUAAACAUGAGCACACCAGAUAAAGUAAUGUGUGGACGAUAAUCCAUGUAUUACUUUCUUCAAUGUAAUUGAAAUCUGAGACUGGUUCAGCAUUGCCUCACAAUAAGUGGGUUGUGAGUAGUUUUAACUUUUUUAGCUAAUGAAGAGGCUGACGCUACGGAACAUACAUAAUCCUUAUACAGUGGUACCUCAGGUUAAGAACUUAAUUCGUUCUGGAGGUCUGUUCUUAACCUGACACUGUUGUUAACCUGAAGCACCACUUUAGCUAAUGGGGCCUCCUGCUUCCCUCUGCGCCGCCGCUGCAUGAUUUCUGUUCUCAUCCUGAAGCAAAGUUCUUAACCCGAGGUAAUAUUUCUGGGUUAGCGGAGUCUGUAACCUGAAGCGUAUGUAACCUGGAGCGUCUGUAACCCAAGGUACCACUGUAGAUCUGUGAGUCUUACUAGCAAAUGUAGCUGCAUUUAGGAACAUUGUCUUUUUUUAUCACGAGUCUACCAGUUUCUUCUUUCCACUUGGUACAAGUUGGACCCAGUCCUGUAUCCGCAGAAGAUUGUUCAUACACUGCCAUUGAACUGUGGACUUUCCUGUCUCUCCCUUUACUUCCAGCAACUCUCAUUAAAAAGUACCAGAAGUGUGACUUCUCAAAGCUGUGGUUUGCUAGUGCUUUUAAAGGGGCCACAGGAGUCAACCAGUGUCUGACCCUCAUUGGACACCACCUGAAAAACCAUGAGCAGUGGUUGAAAGUGGCUGAAAGCAGUCCUGCCGGUAUCAUCCAAGGAAUCAUCCUGACCGGUUGGCAAAGGUAAUGAAACUUUACACAAGGGGAUUAAGAGAGCUACAGCAUUAUGAGUACAUUGAACACCACAGAAUCUCUCCUCCUAAGGAGGAUUCUGAAGCCAAGAGUUGAACUUGGACAGAACACACUUUUUUUGAGACCAUAUAAAUUCUGAGGCGAAACCUUUAAAAUGCAGAAAUUUCAGAAACAGAAGGAGAGUCAUCAGCUUGUGGAUGAACUUUUCCUCUCACCAUUGGCCUCUGUUGUUUCUGCUUCCCACCCCAUUGUGGAUCCUGCCUUACAUUUUCUUUUCUGUUUUUUGCCCCAACUCCUUCCCCACCUUCUUCAAAUUAACUAAAGUCCCAGACUUCCUUUUUCAUUUCAUCGUUUCAUCCUAAAAGAAUAAACUGUUCUGCAAGAGGAACAGAUCAUAUGACUCAAAUUCAGUUUAUAUACAGGUGCAGCAUUUACUCAAACUGCUGAUGUUUUCAAUGCAGUUAUAUUCCUUACAUUCUGUGGGCUCCAUAGAUUGGUCUUAAUAAAGUUCCUAAAGUCUCUGGGGCGACUGCAGAUGGCUGCACCGCUUCAGUCCCUUGUUUAUAUUUCCUCUCACUGAAUCGCUCUGCAUUUUCUUCUCUAGGUAUGACCACUUCUCUGUUCUGUGCGAGCUUCUGCCUGUAGGAAUCCCAUCAUUAGCCGUAUGUCUCCAGGCACUAAAGAACGGUAUAGAAUUACUCUUUCCUCAGUCAGAUCUAAACCAUGUGCACAGGAUCCUGAAAACACUGCAAGAUUAUUAGCAUCAGAACUUGUACAUUCCUUUGGAAUAGCUGCUUAACUUAAAUUCAUUUUUUCCCUUAAUUGCCCAGGAAUAUAUUAGAGCUACACUAUAGAAUGGGUAGCCAAGUUCCUUUACUUCAUACAUUGUCUCAUGUUGUGAUUAACAAGAACCUGUGAGGUAUUCUUUUUUCAGUGGCAAAGGUGAUUUGCCCUGAAGGAGUCCAGGACUCUUCAUGACCUUCAGCCUUUCACAUCUGAUAUCAAUACUGGUUUCUAGAUAAUAAUAGUUGCUAAGACCAGUCAAGCAUACUUCAUGACUAAUGCCCAUACAUAACAGUAUUAAAUAGUUAUAACAGUUCCUUAUAUUUGUGUCCGUUCCUCACCCACCUCCCCUCCUCUGCAAGCUAUAAUCUCUCUGUCUAUUAGAGAUUCCAUAAAACACGGCUGGUUCACCUAAGGCAGAGGUGGGAAAUGUCAGGCUUGCAGACUAACUUGUCAGGACUUUCCUCUGAGAAAACUUUUUGAGUCACAAGCGCCAGGCUAUGAGUGAGUUGCCACAAGGUGGCAACAUCGGAUAGUACAGGCCAAAGGAAAAGCUUCAGAAGGUGCCAUGCUGGGCGGAAGUUUUGUGUUCCCCAGUUCCAUCAGCUUUAUUGCAACUUGAAUUCAAAAAACGUAUGCUCAGGAUCACACCCUAAAAUCAAAACCCACCUAUCUAUAUAAAACUAGGCUGCCUUUUCUCCGUUCUAAAUAGCUGGCUGGGUUCUGAGCCAUCAUUAACUUAUGGAACCUAUUACAAUGAUUUCUAGCCUACCCUUCAUGAUACAAAUCCUUCUAAGACCACUAGGAAUCACAAUGUUUUUUAAACUUGGGUGACCUAGGGUCAUAAUUUCAUCCUUUAAUAGCGGUGGGUUUUAUACAUGCAGGAACACACACACAUCACUAGGCCAGUUUUGUGUCCCGUUUAAGGUUUUACACUUAAAACAAAAGCAGCAAUUCCUCUCUCUUUGGUUCUCCCAAGGUGGCUAUUCAGAAAAGGUGAAAGAAGAUGUAGAAAAAUCCCUGGGGAUCUCCAGUUUGGAAAUAGACACUUAUAUGAGGUAAUAGCCCCAACUUCUAGAUUGCAACAGCAUUUCUGGAAGCGAUAUUAUGGGGAGUGGGGAAUGUGCAAGCCCCUUUCGCUUUCAGGCCCCAGGGGUAUCAGGCCCAAUGGGUUAGGGACAAAGUUUACUCUUGCCCAAUUCUCCUCUUGAACAGUGACAUCUCAGGGACUUUCCCGGGAAGUGAAAUUCUCUCGCUGGUGACCCAAAUUACAUUCUACCUCAAGCCCUCAGUGGAUGAACUUCUGGAAAACAACAGGUGAGGAACAAAGAGGAGGAGCUGACACUCCGUCACGUAGAGCUAUAAUUGAUCUUAUUGCCACAUAAAAUGUGUUAUCUUUUUACUGUGUAUUGACUUAAGGGCUUAAAGUUAUUUUUCCUUGCAUAAGCAAGAACGGGGGGGGGGGGGGAUUCCACCAUAUCAUUUUAACCAUCCUAACUGCACUUGUUAUUAGAUGCUUACAUGAUGUUAAAGAGUUGCUACUCUUAUAAAUGUUAAAUCUUAAAGUUGGACCUACAGUAUGUGAUAUCUCUCAGUCUGCCCUGUAGCUUUUCAGUUCCAUUCACACCUAUUUGUUCUUUAAUUAUUUUUGUAUUAUUAAUUAUUAAAUUUGUGUACUGCCCUUCAUCUGAAUAUCACAGGGCAGUUCACAACAUAAAAAAAUAAAAAACGAGAACACAAGAUUUGGAAUAAAAAUGAAAACAAACCAAUACUCCCCCUCCCACAUAUAUUUAUGGCUUAUCACUUUUAGGUAUGUCACAGGCUGGUUCAGCCCCUACCACAGAAAGAGGAAGAAGAUCCAUCCUAUAAUGAUUCAUCACUUUCAGCCAGAUGCACUAAGGUAACUAAAAAUCUCUGAUUCCUUGCAAAGUUUGUUUUUUGAAGAUUAUCUUGGGACAGGGAUAUUAAAAGUUCAUGAUCUAAUUCUUAACCAUUGGCGUCAGAAACUUCCAUGUUGAGGAUGCCAUUUUGGACAGUGCAUUUAAGUACCUCGCUCACUCAAAUUCACAAAUGGUCAAAUAUUCAAUCGUUACUUUAUUAAAACACCAACAGCACCAAAGCAAGGAAACAGAUCUAAAACUUUAUUGUUUUCCUGCCACUCCAGCCAUUGGCUGAACUGCUGUGAAGUAAUGGACUAUUCACAAAUAUUCGAGUUACUAAGGCCAAAGGCUCGUAGCAGUACUAAAAAACCUACCACUCCCCUAGAAACUAGUGAAAAUGCUUCUUUGUUAAAUAUAUUUAAGAAUACAUGGUGGAAGGGGGAAAGUAGCAUUUCUGACUGGUUAACAAACAUCACCCCUAGCCUCAGACAGCUAUUAUAAACAUUAUGUAACCAGCAAUGAAGCCUUGCUAUAGGUAAAGAUUAGUCUCUUGUACUGUAUUGCCAUGAAUUGUGUUAAUUCUAGUUCUAGUGCAGCUUCCCCUCCAAAAAAAAAUAAUUAAGAGCUACAGGGGUAUAGCAAGAAUUCCUGAGACUAGAGAAACCUUUCAGCAGUCAUGGUGAAUAGGCUACUUCACUUUUUACCCCGCAUUCUACAAGCAGUGACUUUCUCAUCCAAUCCCUCCCCACUUUACAAAAUACAAUACAGCGGUACCUCAGGUUAAGAACUUAAUUCGUUCUGGAGGUCCGUUCUUAACCUGAAACUGUUCUUAACCUGAGGUACCACUUUAGCUAAUGGGGCCUCCCGCUGCCACCGCCACACAAUUUUUGUUCUCAUCCUGAAGCAAAGUUCUUAACCCGAGGUACUAUUUCUGGGUUAGCGGAGUCUGUAACCUGAAGCGUCUGUAAUCCGAGGUACCACUGUAGUGAAAAGAGCUAUAUUAGCAUAAACUAAUCUACGGCUAACCUAUCUACUGCUGGUAUGUUGCAUCUAGACCAUAAAAUUAACCUGAUUUUAUGAUCACAAAAGGUGCUAUGGUUUUAGCUGCUGGUGACUUUGGCUAAUUUGGCUGUAGAGAUUUUUGUAUUUGGGGGAAAAAAAUAGAAAAAUACAAUAGUAGGAUCUUAUUAUACGUGUCUCAAAUAUAUAUAUAUGUAUUCAAGUAGUUUUCCUUACUGAAUUUUACCCACUAGCUCUCUGCAGUAUUGUGAAAGGCUCCCUCUUCCCACAGGAUGUAGAAACUUUAAAUGUAGCCUUCAGUAACUUUUAACAUCUCUUAAGAAUCAACCUGAUCUUUGGUUUAGUUAGGUCUACAUCACAUGGCAAUAUAUUAAAUUCUGCUGCCAAUUUCUUCUUAGGCUCUUGACCAAGUGGACUACUGUGACCCAAGAGCUCCAAGCAGCAAUGGAAAAGACAUUCUUUAUAUCUGCUGCAGAAGAAUGGAUGGAGGAGAAUGUCCAACCCAGCCUGCAAAGACUUCAGGGAACAGUCGAUGAUCUGGACAGAGCAAUACAGGAAUUAUCCUAG
Podarcis lilfordi (Lilford's wall lizard) is the source of this 11436-nucleotide messenger RNA. NCBI's taxonomy places the organism in Eukaryota, Metazoa, Chordata, Lepidosauria, Squamata, Lacertidae. The record is from the annotation of a GenBank genome assembly.